This is a messenger RNA of Halichondria panicea, 2035 nucleotides long. RefSeq names its product probable tubulin polyglutamylase TTLL9. The transcript has a single exon. Bases 53 to 1390 code for a protein of 445 amino acids. Lineage: Eukaryota; Metazoa; Porifera; Demospongiae; Suberitida; Halichondriidae. Gene Ontology annotation, cellular component: cilium. Gene Ontology annotation, biological process: protein polyglutamylation; microtubule cytoskeleton organization. The record is from RefSeq and is a predicted model, not a curated record. Gene Ontology annotation, molecular function: metal ion binding; tubulin-glutamic acid ligase activity; ATP binding.
UCACAAGUACAGGGUAUAAUAGUUACCAUGGAAAUCAGCUAACUCAAGCAAGAUGGCCACAAGCAAAAGAGACUCUAAGGCAACUACAAAGCCUGAAGGUACUACCACUGUAGUCCCUUCAUAUCUUAUAAGUACCAGGCCAGUCAAACAAACCAAGGUUCAUGAUCGAGCAAUCCGCUAUCGAACUUUUCUGCACAACACCAUUGGAGCUGUUAUGAAAACAAGAGGAUGGCAAGAAGUCAAGGAAGGAGAGGAUUGGGACUUCUACUGGUGUGAUGUGGGCUGGAUGAAGGAUCACUUUGAUCAAUGUUACUUCGAGGAACAUCAGCGAAUUUGCCAUUUCAGGAAUCAUUACGAAAUCAGCCGAAAAAAUCUCAUGGCACGAAAUCUGAAGAAACUGAAACGACAGUACGAAAAAGAAUCGAAAAUUGAAGCUGCCAAAUGUGAUUUUUUCCCCACGACAUAUGAGCUACCGUCAGAAUAUCAUAUGUUUGUCGACCAAUUCAAACGCAACCCGGGCACUAUUUGGAUCAUGAAACCCGCAGGCAAAGCACAGGGGAAAGGAAUUUUCCUGUUUCGAAAACUUAAAGAUAUUACUGACUGGAAGAAGGAAGACUACUAUCACCGCAAUCGUGAUGAUGAAAAAAACGAACGUGAACCUCCCGAGACUUACGUUGUUCAGCGUUACAUCGAAAACCCUUAUCUAAUUGGUGGAAAGAAAUUCGAUAUUCGUGUGUAUGUACUAGUGAUGUCCUACACACCACUCAAGGUCUGGCUGUACAGAAGUGGAUUUGCAAGAUUCUCAAACGCCCGAUUUUCUCUCAAUUCGAUUAGUGACGCUUUCGUGCAUCUUACAAAUGUGGCCAUACAAAAAACGGCACCAGAUUACGAUCCUCAAAAAGGUUGCAAGUGGAGCCUUCAGGAAUUUCGUAUGUACCUGACGGCAAGACACGGUCAUGAAGUUGUGCGAAGGUUGUUUCAGCAAAUUGACGAAAUAUUCAUAAAGAGCUUACAGAGUAUUCAAAAAAUCAUUAUCAAUGACAAGCACUGUUUCGAGAUGUAUGGAUUUGACAUUAUGUUUGAUGAUAACCUCAAGCCGUGGCUGAUUGAAGUCAACGCUUCUCCUAGCCUCACAGCAAGCAGCCAAACAGACUAUGACCUCAAGUUUGGACUCCUAACGGAUAUGCUGCACAUUGUGGACAUGGAGGGACGACUAAGUGGCACUGAAAAGAGAAUUGGUGGAUUUGAUUUGAUGUGGAAUGAUGGUCCCGUUGCGUCGGAUGAGCUAGCACUUCAUUGUGGACAACCCGUGGUCUACUCAAGCAACAGUUUCCUAGGCUGUUACAAUGACAGAGAGGAACAACUGCAGCAACUGUGUAAAAAAUCUUAAACUUUAAUUCUUUUGAUCACUUUUAUCUAUAAUUAUAACGUAUACUGACUGUAUAUAAUUUUUAUCAGUUUGUACACACACAAAUGGCAAUAAAAUUGAUUGUUGCAUGUGCAAAACAGUGACAAUAAAAUUACAAACGUUUCUUUAUUGCAUACAAUACACAAUUAACUGCAGUCCCUAAUAAAGUUAAAUUAUUUUCUCCAUAAUCUUGCUCUCCAGUCCUUGACAGGCGCCCCCUAUGCAGCGGGUACCAUCUUUGAUCACAACAAAUCCACACUUCUCAUAAAAAGGCACAGCAUUCAGUGUUGAGCACACACCCAUGUCUCCUUUACGUCCUAAAUCAACAGCUUGUCUCUCCACUUCAGCCAUUAGCGUUUUCCCUACACCUUUUCUACCAUGGGAUGGACUAACAUAAAAUCCGUAAAUCUCAAAGUCAACUUUGCUGGAAAAUCUUGAGUCUUUGUUUUUACCAAAGUGUGCAAAACCGAUUACUUCUUUUGUGGGUGUCUCCGCAACUAAGAACACAGAGUCUUCGUUGGUGAUGUGUUUUGCAAAUUGCUCAGGGGUAGAACGUUUUGACCAUGUGUCUACUUGAUCUUUAUUGUAGAACGUCGAGCAUAUUUCGUGAAUACAAGCAAGAUGAAU